Molecule: messenger RNA, 312 nt
Organism: Pelobates cultripes (western spadefoot toad)
Lineage: Eukaryota; Metazoa; Chordata; Amphibia; Anura; Pelobatidae
Source: the annotation of a GenBank genome assembly
AUGCGAUUGACUGACCCCACCAAAGAGUAUGGAAGGAAUGCAUCCACAAUCGCUACCAUCCUAAAGGUGAAAGAGAAAAUAACUGGGAUGGAUGCAGCCAAGGGAAUCGCCAGGGUCUCCAAGCAACAGCCACCUGUUGUGGAGGAGGUUGAAAAGUUGCUCCUGCUCUGGAUUGAACAGAAGCAGUGUGCAGUAGACACAGUGACCGAGGUGAUCAUCUGCGAAAAAGCCAAGGCCUUGCAUGCUGACCUCCUCAACCAACAGCCAGGAACAUCAGCCGAUGCAGAAGGCUUCAAGGCCAGCAGGGGGUAG